AUGAAGAUAUACAUAUCAUCCUCGUCGACUCCUCGAAGGCCAGCAACAUGGUUUGCAAGUCUGGCUCGGAUACCAUCCACUGGCGUGACCUCGAUGGCCGCAGGCUUCAGUUCCUGGGCAGCAAUCUCCCGGCCCGUCGGUCUGGCUCGCAACGUAUCAGCGUUCGAGCUACCGUCGUCGUCGUUGUACUGUCGUACAACAUUCGAAGACGAGGCGGCCGGGUCGUCUGAGGAGGAUGCAGUACUUCUUACAUAUGACCUCCAAGCUGCCUACGUCGAAAGUGUGAAGAGAUCAAUGGAGGACGAUGACAUGGAGGAAGAAGAUGACGAGGAAAAUGUUGAAGAGAUGGACCUAGAUGAAUGA
Messenger RNA from Talaromyces rugulosus, 363 nucleotides. RefSeq lists its product as uncharacterized. The coding region runs from base 1 to 363 and encodes 120 amino acids. The transcript is spliced from 3 exons. Lineage: Eukaryota; Fungi; Ascomycota; Eurotiomycetes; Eurotiales; Trichocomaceae. The record is from RefSeq and is a predicted model, not a curated record.